Messenger RNA from Pneumocystis carinii B80, 1168 nucleotides. RefSeq lists its product as hypothetical. Gene Ontology annotation, biological process: DNA-templated DNA replication; DNA repair. Lineage: Eukaryota; Fungi; Ascomycota; Pneumocystomycetes; Pneumocystales; Pneumocystaceae. Gene Ontology annotation, cellular component: Ctf18 RFC-like complex; DNA replication factor C complex; Rad17 RFC-like complex. The record is from RefSeq and is a predicted model, not a curated record. The coding region runs from base 46 to 1122 and encodes 358 amino acids. The transcript has 8 exons. Gene Ontology annotation, molecular function: DNA binding; ATP binding; DNA clamp loader activity.
UAUUUUUUCAAUAUUUAAUUUAAAUAUAUUUAAGGAAUUUUAAAUAUGGAUAUUGAUUAUAAAUCUAUAGUUGAUGAUGAACUUUCAAUUCAAAAUAACAAAUCAUGCAAAGGUAAAGAAACAAUGACAUAUAAUAUUAAACAAAAUGAUGACGUACUUCCAUGGGUUGAAAAAUAUAGACCGGAAAGUCUAAAAGAAAUUGUUUCUCAUCAAGACAUUAUCCUUACCAUCGAAAAAUUCAUUGAGAAAAAUAGAAUCCCUCAUUUACUAUUUUAUGGACCUCCUGGAACAGGAAAAACAUCUACAAUUUUAGCAUGCGCUAAAAAGAUUUAUGGACCAAAGUUUCGAAAUCAGCUUUUAGAGCUAAAUGCUUCUAAUGAAAGGGGAAUUGAUGUAGUUAGAGAGCAAAUCAAAAAUUUUGCAAGUACAAAACAAAUAUUUAACUCAGGAUUUAAGCUUAUUAUCCUUGAUGAAGCAGAUGCUAUGACUUUCGCUGCUCAAAAUGCACUGAGAAGAGUUAUUGAAAAAUAUACCAAAAAUGUACGAUUUUGUAUAAUAUGUAACUAUGUCAACAAAAUUUCUCCUGCAAUUCAAUCACGUUGUACCCGGUUUAGGUUCCAACCUCUUGCUCCAAAGGAAAUUCAUUUUAGACUUAAUUAUGUUAUUGAAAAAGAAAAUAUUAAUAUUAGUGAAAAAGGAAAGACUGCUUUAGUAAACCUUACUCAUGGAGAUAUGAGAAAAGGGUUAAAUAUUUUACAGGCAUGUCAUGCAGCCUAUGAUUUUAUCGAUGAAGAUGCAGUAUAUAAUUGUCUUGGAAAUCCCCAUCCUGAAAUCAUUGAAUUAAUAGUAAAAAGCAUAUUAAAUGACGAGUUUUUAACUUGCUUAAAUACUAUUACAAGACUCAAAACCGAAAGAGGACUAGCAUUAUUAGAUAUAAUAACUAGAGUACAUGAAACUCUUGACGAGCUUGAACUACCAGUAAAUGUACAAAGCCAUAUACUAGAUAGUCUUGCUACAAUUGAAUAUCGUUUAUCAAAUGGUGCAUCUGAAAAGGUUCAAUUAUCAGCUAUGAUAGGAAGCAUUAAAACAGCAGUAGAUUUAGCUGAAAAAAUGAAAAAAUAAGUAUUAAUAUAAAAAUGUUUUACAAUAUUAGGAUAUAUUAUAUUUC